Molecule: messenger RNA, 4474 nt
Organism: Magallana angulata
Lineage: Eukaryota; Metazoa; Mollusca; Bivalvia; Ostreida; Ostreidae
Product: protein adenylyltransferase FICD-like
Exons: 2
Coding region: 73-1428 (451 amino acids)
Molecular function (GO): protein binding
Source: RefSeq, a predicted model, not a curated record
UCCAAUCUACGUCCAACAAAUCGGCAUCCGGUCUUACAUUGUAAACUUCCUGUGUAGAAACGUCAGAAAAACAUGGGAAAAUGUACGAAAUUCUCAUCGAACAUCUGUCAAGUUACCAUCCUGUAUGACUUUUGGAAAAGAAAGUACUGUCCUGACAAAAUGUAUUUACCAUCUCUUCUGUUUGUGGUAUUUAUCGCCGGGGCUGUCGUGGCGUAUCUCUCAUUUACUGUUCCGUAUGGUCUUCUUUCGUUUUUCUCAACGAAGCGAAUAGAAAGUAAUUCCAAUGAACAGGGCCCACAUGAUACCUCACUUGUGUUUCGAGUCAGACAACAACAGAUGCCUGUUACGGAAGAUGUCCAGAGAGAAGCCGUAGCUGCUAUGAAUUUAGCUUUAGACAUGGAGGCCCAAGGAAAAUACGACAAGGCAAGAAAACUAUACCACCAUGCACUGAAACUGGACCCCAAUCAUGUAGAAAUAUUAACUGCAUUUGGCGAGUAUCUUGAAAAAUAUGAAAACGAUAUGCUGAGUGCUAAUCUUAUGUAUAGUAAAGCAUUAGCUCUGUGUCCCGAACAUACCAAAGCUUUGAUCAAUAGACAGCGCAUUUUACCAGUUGUGGAAGAAAUUGAUCAAAGGAGAUUCAAUAUAAUUGACAGAAAACUGAACUUAUUUGUAAAAAUUCCCCAAAAUAAUCCAGGUUUAAGAAGAGCAAAAAAGGAGGCAUAUUUCUCACAUAUUUAUCAUACAAAUGCAAUAGAAGGGAAUACGCUUACUUUGAUGCAAACAAGAGCAAUUGUGGAAACAAGAAUAGCUGUGGGAGGAAAGAGUUUAGCGGAACAAAAUGAAGUGUUGGGACUUGAUGCUGCGUUAAGUUAUGUAAACAAUACUCUACUUGGUCGUAUUGGAUCCAUUACUCUAAAGGACAUUCUGAACAUUCACAAAAGAGUCUUGGGGUAUGUGGACCCUACAGAAGCUGGUGUGCUGAGAGACACUCAGGUAUUUGUUGGAGAAUUCAAGCCUCCAGAGGCCGCAGAUCUUCCAAGUUUGAUGAGCGAUUUCAUAGAGUGGUUGAAUAAUGAAGACACUCUGAAACUACAUCCAGUAGAGUAUGCAGCUUUAGCUCACUAUAAACUUGUGGUCAUUCAUCCAUUUUAUGAUGGGAAUGGCAGGACGUCCAGAUUGUUAAUGAAUCUCAUUUUAAUGCAAGCAGGUUUUCCUCCAGUGACAAUAAAGGUGGAAGAUCGCCUAAAGUAUUAUGAGUCCCUAGAAAUGGGCAAUGCAGGAGAUAUAAGACCUUUCAUAAGAUUUAUCGCUGACUGUACAGAGCAAGCUCUUGAUCAUUUUCUACUGACAGCCUCUGGUUCUAGUGCUUUGUUCAAACAGAUUAAUGGUACUGAGAAAAAUGUCAUAACUUCAAAAGACGAGUUAUGAUAUUAGUUUUUAAUAGGUUCUUUUUUGUUAUUAUAUCUUUUUAUACAUUUUUGUUGUUAUAACAUACCGGUAUGGUGUUGUGCAUUCGAAUGAAAUAUUUGUUUUCCUUAUUUUUUUAUCACUUUAAGUUUUCCCCCCAACAGCCUGUUCUUCAAAGACUUGAUGUUAUUGCUUUAAAAAUCUGAACAAUUUUGAUUGGUAAAUUGUCAUAAUUAUGUUACUCUUUUAUUAAUUUAAAUUUUUAAUCAUAAUCAUAUAACAUAAACAUUGACUGUUUUUGUUUGCAUCCUACAUGAUGGUAAUGCUUAAUUUACAUAUAUCAUCUUUCUCAUACUGGUACAUACAAUUUAUUUAGUAGUUUCCAAGUUGAAGUAGUAGUUUUUUACUCUUUGAAGUGAACUUUUUUUUGCAAAACAUAAAUUUUUUUGUAACAUAAAUGAGAUGUAAAUUGUUCAAACUUAAUGUGACACAAAACAUUCUUGGAUCAAACUAUUUAUUAAUGAUCAAUAUCCAUUUUCACCAAAGAACUUACAGCUAGCUUAAAAAGCUGAAAGUCAUUGGGUUUCCUUCCUUAAGGUACGGUAUUGGCGUUUUUAAACUUUGUGUAACAAUGCAAUUGUUACAUAAAAGAAAACAAUCCACAUGAAAUUGUUAUAUUUGAAAAUAUGCCAGGGCCAAGGUACUGCUAGGUACACUAGUAGCAACCUCUGGCAAUAAUGAUAUACAUGUAAAUAUAUUUCAAGUUACGGCUUAUUAUUCUACACAUGUUCACAUGUUUUCACUGAAGUCCCAAUGUUAUUUAUGUUUAAUAUAAAUACAUGACAGUUGUAGAGUUCUGUGUACUUUUUUUUGUUGAAUAUUUAUUUACUGGGUGAAAUAUGUAUUUAUCAUAAGAUGGCGGUCUUGUUAUUCUUGCGUUUCUACAUACCACCUAAAUGUCUCAUUAAAUUGUCCUCCAACUUACAGUACUGUAUAAGAUCUCUUGAUAGAGAACAUAUUUUUUUUUUGUUGGAAAACCUUAGGCAGUCUUUGCUUACAGACAGUUGGCAAACUCAUUGAACUAAUCUCAGUUUCAUUAUAAUUGCAAGUCACAUGUUCUGUAUUAAAGUGUAAGUAGAAUGUACACACUAACUCGUUGUUUUGGAAUGAUAAUUUUCAUUGCAUAACCUUUCAUCUAUGAAAUUGCAAUAUUGUGAAACAGGUAUUCUUUACAAUGCAACCAGAAUAUUUAGUAUAAACACUGCCAGGAUAGUGAAGAUUUAUGGAAUGUCUUACAUUAUUAAUGAUGCAAAUGUUUUUUAUGUACCGGCUAUAAAUUUUGGCUCGUAUAAAUAAUAUUUUUAUUAUUUAAUUGCUUGCCCGCUUGUGACCUUAUCCACUGAAUGUCAGAUGAACAAGAAAUUAUAUUGGUGUGGCCUAAAACAAAUUGAUUUUUAAUCGAGAAGAAAAUCAGAAGUUGUCUCUCUUGCUCUUAUAAUGCCUAGAGAGUAUAACUCAUAUGAAUCUGAUUGUCUUAGAUUUUAAAGUAUUAUUUAAGUUAGUACACUAUUAUGGAUAAAGCAGCUAGUGUCAAUUUAAAUUUCUAUGAUUGAGUUUUUCUGAAGUUUCUGGAGGUAAAAAAAAAACUAAUGAAAAAGUGAAUUAAAAUACAUACAUGUAGUUUGUGAUGUUUUAAAUUAGCAUUCAUGUAAUUGGUGUACAGGGACAUCUUAUCCUCUCUGAUCUCUAUUAUGACAUAUACAUACAUUGUAAAUAUUAUAUGUAUGUCAUAGAGAGCAGAGUGGACAAGAAUGUCCCUUUGAUUGGUGUUUCCUUUAUCUGAAUGUGGAAAAAAGCAAAAUAGAACAGGGUAUGAAUUUUUUUCAUGAAAUCAUGAAAAGUUUCAUGAGCAGUACUGUAAACAUGUGAGACAUUACCGUUAUGCAUUUUUAUUUCUGAUCACUUUUAUUAUGUCUAAAAUCAUUCAUUUGAAUGUUCAGUCUUCAGUUACUAGUAAUAUCCACAUCCAUAAAAUGUAGGCUUAAGGUACUUCACUACACCGAGACUUGUACUUUCUUUCUAUCAUAAUCAAGUAACUUUCUGAUGAUUUGAGAAACUAUUUCAAGGUGUAGUGAGGUACCUUAAGGAGGCUGGAUGGUCAACAAAUUACCAACUGUGGAAUCCUCACUGUGGGUGGGGGAGCAAUGUUUCUGACUUGCGUGGGAAACCCUUGCCCACAAAUUUACAUCCCCAUAAAUUUGUAUACAAUCAUUUAUUUCAUAUAUAUUAAAAUUAUCCCAAUUACACUUCCAACGAAAUUAUGUACCCCCGAACCAUGAAAAUUUUGGCAAAUCUACCUUUAAAUAUAAAUAGAAUAUUUUUUCGUCCUAAAUUAUCAUUUAAAGAGAAGGAAAAAUCAAAAUAUUUGGGCCCUAAAAUUUGAUCUUUUCCCUAUAUAUUUAAUUUUAUACAGAAUAUUUCAUCUUUUAAAAGGAGAUUAAUACAGUCAAUCUAAAAGUGGCCACGACCAUCCAGCUCUCUUAAAAAAAAUAUAUAGAGGCCAAAAGUUGUGUCUAUUUUGUAAAACAUCAAUGAUGAUUGUGUAUUCUAUGUUAUCUUUUGCUGAAAUGAUACAACUAUUCUUCAAAUGUAUUCAUUUAUUUAUUGGAAAUGUUUUUAAAGUGAUACUGAGGACAAAAAGUUACAUGAUAUUUGACCAAUUAGGUCCUAAUUGUACAUUGACAAAACUUUCAGUUGUGCAUUUGAUUCAAUAAUUAACGUGUUUCUUUUGUUUUAUACAAUUUUCUGAUCUUGAAUAUCCUAUAUUUCUAUUUUAUUUCACAAAUGAAAUAUUUACACUACAAUUGUUUUUCAUAAGGUAAACAAGAAUUUUUACAUGUAUCCGUAAAGUGCUUUGUUUUUCUCGUUCUCAAGUUCCUCUUGAAUUUUUAAUGUACAAAUAUUGUAUACAAAGGAAUAUUUCCUUUUAGGACAAAUUGUGUUGGUAACAGCAUGAAAAACAUUGGUAAUUGCUUGUUAUUUAUUAAAAAUAUUUUUUGAAGUAAAA